CAAUACUCCGGCAGGGCACGCUGCGUGCUGUGCCCAUCUACUCGUGCCCAUCACCCCAGACCUCAGCUUUACCUCGUGUACUGUAUCCGGUGUACGACUCGGACCCACUCGCUUGUUGCGUCCAUCGUACGUGUAACAGCGUUGGCGUGCCCUAGUCGCUAGGCGAUCGCAUUGGCCGAGUCGGCGAGCUCCGCUACCUGCCAUUUGAGCAUUGACGAUAUGCAUAGCAGACCUCGUGCCUCUGAGUACUUAAUGGUCGAGAAAUAUACGCGAAUUUCGGAGGAUUUUCUUCAUUUCUCGCUUGGAUUUGCGAUGUCGCAUCCACAGGACGAUCACUUCUCUUACGGCUGCUUCUCGAGAACACCUCGCCGCAGUACUCCGACCGGAGGUAACGCCAACACCCCCCGUCGCGGCCAUGGAAUCUUUAACCUAGGACAGGGUGGGCGAACUGUGCUCCCUCCUCUUCAUCUACCGUUUCGAGCCUCACGUUCUCCAGUUCCUGACCUCUCGUUUUCCUCUAAUCAAUAUCCUCAGCAAGAACCCACGCAAGCUCGUGCUGACUAUACUGCAGCAGCGUUCAACCAAGCGGGCUGGUCCAUAAAUCCACAGGCUGCGCAGCAACAACCGACAGCAUAUGCAACCGAUCCUAGAUAUCCUGCUGCGCAACAGCCGUUUGCCGCAUAUCCUGCCAGGGGUCAGUCGACCAUGCUGCAGGAUCCACAUGAAUCCCGCAUUUUACCACCACUUAAUAUGCCACAAGGGCAGGCUCAUGCCGGCGCUAUGAACCCUUCAAUGAUGGCUGGUUCCCACGUCAGACCACAGAACAACGCCUACCCUACCGCCUAUAAUCCAUAUACAGAACAUCCACAGCAGCCUCCUUCUUAUUAUCCCCCUCCCGACCCGCGCAACCUCCCUCCUCCCAUUCCUGCCAUGGGAAUAGACCCCGCUACUGGCGGUAUACCAAGACGCGCCUCGAUGUCCGUUGAUCGUACUGGGCCGUCACGGCUGUCAGUGCAUGGGACGUCGCCAUACCCACGCAUACCAGGCAUGGCGUCACCGUCGACGUAUAGCCAAGAAGCUUCCAUGUCCGAGCCCACUAUCAAAAAGAAACGAAAGCGAGCCGACCCGGAGCAGCUGAAGGUUCUGAAUGAGACUUACAAUCGGACUGCCUUCCCAUCGACUGAGGAGCGGGCCGAUCUUGCGAGAAGGCUCAAUAUGUCUGCGAGGAGCGUGCAGAUUUGGUUCCAAAAUAAGCGGCAGGCGAUGCGGCAGAGCUCACGUCAAGCCUCCAACGCUGCGCCUCCCACUACCAGCGAGCCAUUCCCGGCUGCUGGCAGCGGACCCUAUGGUGCUCAUCCGUCGGGCGCAGCCACUGUCGGCCAGCCAUAUGGGGUCGUGCGGCCUGGUGAUGUGUCCCACCACCCUCCCGGCCGUCUCGUACCAUCGCCGGCCCCUUCGAUGCAGCAUCGAACCCGGAGCCCCGAAGAAGAAAAGAGAUAUCAGUACUGAUCCGGGACUCGCAUUCCUCUUUCGUUCAGGUAAAAUAUUGGCCUGGUCAUAGCCGCUCUCGUCCUCAGCCAUUGAUAAACUGACAUUGCUAUGCACGUAAUGUAUUUGCAUUGAACACUCGGGUAUCACUUGUUUAUCAUUCUUUAUUAUACCUUAUCAUCUCAUUUUGCAUACAUCCGGACGGACUUCCUGAUCCCAUUACAUAUACAUCGCACCAUCCUAUUCACCCACAUAUUCACUGCAGUAGUAUGCAUACUUCUCUGGUCUAUAUCGUGUAGAGUCGUAUGCUAGCAACGGUUACAAUAUGCGUAUAUGUAGAAUAUGCCACUAAUGCCUCCCUCUUUCUACUGAAUAUGACGCUACAGUUCUACUAGAUCUUGCAUUGUGUCGAAUCGUGACAUAUGUAGCGAAUUACCU
Molecule: messenger RNA, 1926 nt
Organism: Laetiporus sulphureus 93-53
Lineage: Eukaryota; Fungi; Basidiomycota; Agaricomycetes; Polyporales; Laetiporaceae
Product: homeobox-domain-containing protein
Exons: 4
Coding region: 220-1509 (429 amino acids)
Biological process (GO): regulation of transcription by RNA polymerase II; cell differentiation
Molecular function (GO): DNA-binding transcription factor activity, RNA polymerase II-specific; RNA polymerase II cis-regulatory region sequence-specific DNA binding
Source: RefSeq, a predicted model, not a curated record